Molecule: messenger RNA, 1602 nt
Organism: Cynara cardunculus var. scolymus (artichoke)
Lineage: Eukaryota; Viridiplantae; Streptophyta; Magnoliopsida; Asterales; Asteraceae
Product: 26S proteasome regulatory subunit 4 homolog A
Exons: 6
Coding region: 33-1370 (445 amino acids)
Biological process (GO): proteasome-mediated ubiquitin-dependent protein catabolic process
Cellular component (GO): proteasome regulatory particle, base subcomplex
Molecular function (GO): proteasome-activating activity; ATP hydrolysis activity; ATP binding
Source: RefSeq, a predicted model, not a curated record
UGUAUUUUCCUCUCGAAAACAAGGAAAUCAUCAUGGGUCAGGGAACUCCCGGCGGUUUGAACCGGCAAGGAAAUUCAGGCGAUCGGAAGAACGAUGGGGACAAAAAGGAGAAGAAAUUCGAACCGGCAGCGCCGCCUGCUCGAGUCGGCCGGAAACAACGGAAGCAGAAGGGACCGGAGGCAGCCGCUCGGUUACCGACGGUGACGCCGCAUUCGAAGUGUAGGCUACGGCUCUUAAAGCUAGAGCGAAUCAAAGAUUAUCUGUUAAUGGAAGAGGAGUUCGUGGCCAAUCAGGAGAGGCUAAAGCCUCAGGAAGAGAAAACUGAAGAGGAUAGGUCUAAGGUUGAUGAUCUACGUGGAUCUCCGAUGAGUGUUGGUAAUCUGGAGGAGCUUAUUGAUGAGAAUCACGCCAUUGUAUCGUCGUCGGUUGGACCGGAGUAUUAUGUUGGGAUUUUAUCAUUUGUUGACAAGGAUCAAUUGGAGCCUGGGUGUGCGAUCUUGAUGCACAAUAAGGUUCUGUCUGUUGUUGGGCUCCUUCAGGAUGAUGUUGAUCCCAUGGUGUCUGUCAUGAAGGUUGAGAAGGCUCCUUUGGAAUCAUAUGCUGAUAUUGGUGGAUUAGAUGCCCAGAUACAAGAAAUAAAGGAGGCAGUAGAACUCCCGUUGACUCAUCCUGAACUAUACGAGGACAUUGGGAUCAAACCUCCUAAGGGGGUUAUAUUGUAUGGAGAACCUGGAACAGGCAAGACCUUGCUUGCCAAGGCAGUGGCAAACUCUACAUCCGCAACUUUCUUGCGUGUUGUUGGAAGUGAGUUGAUUCAAAAGUACCUUGGAGAUGGUCCUAAAUUGGUUAGAGAGCUCUUCAGAGUUGCGGAUGACCUCUCUCCUUCUAUUGUCUUCAUUGAUGAAAUUGAUGCCGUUGGUACAAAGAGGUAUGACGCCCACUCUGGUGGUGAACGUGAAAUUCAGAGAACCAUGUUGGAAUUAUUGAACCAGUUAGAUGGUUUUGAUUCAAGAGGUGAUGUGAAAGUGAUCUUGGCGACAAACAAAAUAGAAAGUCUUGACCCGGCCUUGCUCCGGCCUGGUCGUAUUGAUAGGAAGAUAGAGUUUCCGCUUCCUGACAUCAAAACCAGGAGACGGAUUUUCCAGAUACACACAUCAAGAAUGACUUUGGCUGAUGAUGUCAACUUGGAAGAAUUUGUGAUGACCAAAGAUGAGUUCUCUGGGGCCGACAUCAAGGCUAUAUGUACCGAGGCCGGAUUACUUGCUUUAAGAGAACGCCGAAUGAAGGUGACACAUGGUGACUUUAAAAAGGCAAAGGACAAGGUUAUGUUCAAGAAGAAAGAGGGUGUACCAGAAGGACUUUAUAUGUGAAAACUGCUUACUUCACUUCACUUAUUUUGGUUGUUUGCAUUAUUAGUAUGAUAUUACUGUCAGUUACUUUACUGAGGUUGGAUGGAAACUUUCAUCUUCAGUUUCUCUCCUCCAUCUUUCUUCUAGCUUCUUUUUUCAUCAUUUUUUUUUUUACGUUGUUUGUUUACUUCUUAAUAGUUCCAAACUCUCUUAUUAGAGGUGAAGUUUGUGAAAGCAUAUUAUUUUGAAACCA